CAAAAGAAGAAGAAGAAGAAGAACAAGUCGCUGUGUUGUGACGUCAAACUGUCGUGCAAGCAUGUUGCGGAGUGGGGAAUCUGGUAGUGAGUAGACGUCUGAUUCUUUCUGGACGUUUCAGAACUUUGUAAAGCAUUGCCAUUUAAUUUGAUAAAAAAGAGGAGUAUCAGCAACAUGUGGAUUUUGAUACCAGCGGAGCCAGGAGGUGAGACGCACUAUCUCCUCUCUGGUAAACAAUAUGUGGUGGGUCGUAAGAACUGUGAAAUCCUGCUGCCUAGUGACCAGUCCAUUAGUAGAGCCCAUGCUCACCUCCUUGUUACUGAUCAGACUCUGACCCUGAGGGACACCUCCAAGUACGGUACUGUCGUCAACAGCCAGCGUCUGACAGAAAACAGUCCAGUAAACUUGAAAUCAGGGGACAGUGUUACAUUUGGAGUCUUUCAUUCCAAAUUCAGUGUGGCUCAUCAGAAGCCUGUUGUGUGUUCUUCUUGUUUGGACAACGGCGGCAAAGCUGCAAUCUCUCAGGCUCUGCAGCUGAUUAGUGGAAAGUUAGUCAACACAUGGAGUAAAGACUGUACCCACCUGGUCAUGCCUUCCGUGAAAGUCACCAUCAAGACCAUUUCUGCUCUGCUGUGCUGCCGUCCUAUCGUGAAGCCCGAGUUCUUCUCAGAGCUCAGCAAAGCAUUCCAGCAGAAGUUACCCCCUCCUAAAGCUGAGAGAUUCACUCCUGACAUUGAUGAGCCCAGCUUGAAUAAAGAGGAUGUUUAUCUGGGGCCGGAUGUAAAACGCAAACAGCUUUUUGCAGGAACUACCUUCAUAUUUCUCAAUGCUAAACAGCUCAAGCGUCUUAGUACAGUAAUAAGCUUUGGAGGUGGUUCAAGUCAACUCCUGGAGGAGGGCUCCCUACCUUGUGACCUCUUGGAGUCCUCACGGAGUUGCGUGAUAGACUUCAGCGCUGGCAGCUCCCAACCGAUGCUUCCAUCGUCUACCACAGUGUGGCAUGAUUCCAUUAAAAACAUCAUUCAAAGUAAAUGCCUUCGAGUUAUCACAGAGUCUGAAAUCGGAUUGGCUGCUAUUUAUGCCUCGUGUGAAAAGUACUGCAACCCUUCCAGUUCAAUAAUCGACUCAGUGACAAAGGUGGAGCCCAGAAUUCCAAGCGCAUCGCUGUCCCAGCAUUUUGCAGUGAAUGAGACUGUUUUACCUACAACGUCACAGAACAUCACAGCAUACGUAAUCAACACAGAGACAUCACAAAUAACUGAGCAUUGCAAGGUGACUGGAAUUACAGCGGUCGGAGAAACUCCGGAGAAAAAGCACAACGGAACCACAAGUCAUCAUGAUAGUUCUAAAGCCACAACACAGAAGAUAAUCACACAGUGCGUUGUGGGGAAUUCAUUGAGCUCGUCAUUCAGCAUGACAGAGAAUUCACCCUCCCAGAAGAAGAAGCAUGCGUCCAGAACUACAGGCCAUCAAGAUUUUAACACAACAACUUUCCAGUCGCAUUUGGCAAAGCCUGGUGUUGCUAAGAAGACACCUCGUCAGAACGUCUCUCCAGCAGCGUCCCCACAAAAACAGCCAACAAUGACCAGUUUUUUUAAACCAGUUAACAAGAAAAGGCCAUUAGACGAGGAGCUUUCAGCUGUGAUGUCCGAGCCAAAGCGUCCUGUCCUUGAAUCCAACAUUAACACUACUUUAGCAUCUGAAAGCACCUCAUGUUCAAACAAAGGUCCUGCAGCCACUUCACUGGAUCCCAUGGGCUCUGUCGAAGAUCUCUUUGUCAGUCAGCCACUGCCUUCAUCAGACCAUGCCUCCCACACGAGCAAAAAGAGAAAGGAGAUGGAAGAAGAAAUGGAUCUGGCUGAAUUGGAGUUCAUCAUGUCUGAGGGGAUGCACUCCUUAGAUGAGUCGCUAUCAGUUAGCCAAGCUCCGAAGGCAAGAAUUGAUACUUCUGAACAAACGUCAGAAACAGUGGAGGCUUCAAGUAAGAAGCAGCGUGUAGCUUGUGUUAAUGAUGACACCAGCAGCCAAAAGUCAAAGUUGGGCCGGGAAAAAGUUCUACCGACAAAUCAGAACCACCAAAUUGAGCUGAAAAUUGUCUCCAUGAUGAUGGAAGAGCCAUCAGAAGAGAGGACACAAAACCAUGACUCAUCCAGCAGUAUUGGUCAGCUUGUUAAAGCUAAAAAGGAAUUCUCCACUGAGAAUGUUGAGCCACUUAAAGAAGAUAUUUGUAUGCCCAACGAAGCUGCAGCGUUUCAUCUUUUUCAACCUGUGACCAUUAAACGGGAGGAGGCGCAAGAAAACAACCUGGAUGAAGACCACCCUAAAAACCUGAUUUUGGUAGAGUUUAGAUCCCUGACGGUGAACGUGCCCAAAACUAUACCACAGCAGCUGCAGUCUAACGGCUUUGCAAAGAACUUCAAACGUUUCCGCAAGAUGCAAGUGCCCUGGACAGAGCACUCAGCACACAUCAUCGGGGGGCCUGACCUGCUGGCUCACAACCGGGGCAAAAACUCUGAACUGGAUGAAUGGCUGAAAGAUGCAGUUGAGGAUGAGCGUCAGAGCAAACGGGAGGAAAGCCAAGGAGAUGACCUCUUUAGGUACAACCCCACCAAAUUAACCAGGAGAAGAUGAAACAACUCCAUGCCAGUCCUGUUAGUACACCAAUGCAAUGAUCAUGUACAUGUCCACUUACAAUAGGGCCUGUAGCUUUAUUGUUUUCUUCCCCAAAAAUUCAGUUAAUAAAAACCAAACAAAAAUAGAAAAGAGGGAGCAAACAUGUUGAUUCUAGUAUAUUUUUUACACUCGCUGAAGUGCAGGCAGUUUUUUUCUUAAUUAUACACAACUCACAAAGGUUAUUGUGCUUUCAUGUGAAAUUUCAGCAUGACCCUAAAACGCACUUUUAACUUUUACAGGUAAAAGUAAAAGCUUAAUCUGACAUUCUCUAAUCUUCUCAAUGCACUAUUCCAACAAUAGAAGGUUUUAGUACUUUUUGCACAACUUGCAAAAUUCACAACACUGUGUGAUCUUUGAAUGGACCAGUACGUAUUCAUACAAUGUAUGCCUUUAUGUGGAGCAUAAACCUUACACAGUCUCUCUGUUGCAACCAUCUUAUGGCACUCUGUGGCCCUCUCAGCUCAGUGUUAAUUUCCCCCUGAGAACAUCCCUUUGAAGGCUGGCAAUGGCGAGGUCAUGUCGAUCAAUUGUUAUGUGGCAAUAUGUGAACAGCAUGACGAAGAGGACUGAGAGCAGGGCAUUUAAUGAUCACACAACUGCUGCGAAUUUCGCCAUUCAAAUUGUUUGUUAAAGAACAGCAAGUAAUAAACAGCAUACAGAAGGUAAAGUGACAAGUGGAUGGAUGGAUGUUCUAGUAACUUUAAGCUUUAUCCUGACAUUUAGUGAGUAUUGUAUAUGUGAUUGUUGGAUUGGUUCUAGCCUGUUAACAAAAUUAAAGUCAUCGAAAUGGGACCUGCAUCCUCUGAUGUUUUAGUUUGUGACCCUCAGUGGAAAAGGUUGUUCACCCCUGACUUACAUGUUCCCUGAUAAUCAAGUUAUUAAUUACAUCGACCGCCACUGAAGCAACCAACGGCAAUUAAUAUAACAAAAUAUGGUCAAUCAAUUUAUUUUGGCCAAUGUUUUAAAUGUUAAUAAAAAAGAAUAAUGGCAUACGAAACAAUACAAAGUCUUCAAUAGUACAAAAAAGAGUUCAAAAUGUACAUGCCAAGACCAGUUUGUCCUUAGAACAAAAGUUGUCCCUGCUUUAGCAAGCGGAUGGAGACGAUAACUGCAAGUGUUUUUGGCAUAUGAGCAAUGUUUGCCACUACAGGGAUAAACGUUUUAAUCAAUGUAUUCAUCACUAACAACACAGUUCUUUGCUGAUUUUGUUAUGAACGAAAAAUGGAAGCAUUAUGGAGUGCUUUUAACUGAAUGCAAACAGUAAAGGAGCUCUGUUCAGUUUACAUUUCUGUAGUAGAAUGUGAAAUGGUAGAAAUAAAGAAUGGUUGACAUGUU
Nerophis ophidion (straightnose pipefish) is the source of this 4008-nucleotide messenger RNA. It is a transcript of the gene nbn, whose product is annotated as nibrin. Gene Ontology annotation, cellular component: Mre11 complex; nucleus. The record is from RefSeq and is a predicted model, not a curated record. Gene Ontology annotation, biological process: mitotic G2 DNA damage checkpoint signaling; telomere maintenance; double-strand break repair via homologous recombination. Bases 175 to 2631 code for a protein of 818 amino acids. The transcript has 17 exons. Gene Ontology annotation, molecular function: damaged DNA binding; protein binding. Lineage: Eukaryota; Metazoa; Chordata; Actinopteri; Syngnathiformes; Syngnathidae.